Molecule: messenger RNA, 615 nt
Organism: Rangifer tarandus platyrhynchus (Svalbard reindeer)
Lineage: Eukaryota; Metazoa; Chordata; Mammalia; Artiodactyla; Cervidae
Source: the annotation of a GenBank genome assembly
AUGGGAGCCGUGACUGACGACGAAGUCAUACGGAAGCGUCUCCUGAUCGAUGGAGAUGGUGCUGGAGAUGAUCGGAGAAUUAAUCUGCUGGUGAAAAGUUUCAUUAAAUGGUGCCACUCAGGAUCUCAGGAAGAGGGAUACAGCCAGUACCAACGGAUGCUGAGCACACUGUCCCAAUGUGAGUUUUCAAUGGGCAAAACUUUGCUGGUAUAUGACAUGAACCUCAGAGAAAUGGAAAAUUAUGAAAAAAUUUACAAAGAGAUAGAAUGUAGCAUUGCUGGAGCCCAUGAAAAAAUUGCAGAGUGCAAGAAGCAAAUUCUUCAAGCAAAACGAAUACGAAAAAACCGGCAAGAAUAUGAUGCACUGGCAAAAGUGAUCCAGCAUCAUCCAGACAGGCAUGAGACAUUAAAAGAAUUAGAGGCUCUGGGAAAAGAAUUAGAACACCUUUCACAUAUUAAAGAAAGUGUUGAAGAUAAGCUGGAAUUGAGAAGGAAACAGUUUCAUGUUCUUCUUAGUACCAUCCAUGAACUUCAGCAAACACUGGAAAAUGAUGAAAAGCUCUCAGAGGUAGAAGAAGCUCAAGAAGCAAGCAUGGAGACUGAUCCUAAACCAUAG